AUGACGCUGGCGAAUCCGUGGCAGUGCCAUGUGUUGGGCAUCGCUGAGGCGCUGGGUCGACUUGUUGUUACGUGUACCAACGCAGUGCAAGUUGCACAUUUGUCGGUGUCCAAUCGAGAGACAUGCGGUGUGGGUGCUGGUCGUGUGGUGAUGGCAAAGUAUAUCCGUAUCGUGGUCAGAAUGCGGGUGAUGCAGCGCACAGGGCGGCCGGCAUGGCGUCAGCGCAAAGACCACCCGUUGAUUUGCGUUGGCGUCGGUAGGGCAUAUCGCCGGCGAUGUCAGAAGGCGAUCGUAAUCACGAGCCAGGUUGUUGCUGCUGCUGCCCUGUUACCUCCGUGGCGUCCGCAGCUAGCCGACCCGGCAAGACUUUCCCGCCAAGGCCAGCAAGGUGAAUCAGUCACACGAAGAAAUAUAUGUCUUCAGGCGCAAAAUAGGACCCGACGAGAGUCGGAGGUAGCUGGCGACAGGGGGCUGUGGUGUGAUGGAGGCUUCCGGAGGCGACUGAUGAUUGGAUGUAACCGUCCAUUCCGCAAGGGACUGCAAGGCCGCUGA
This is a messenger RNA of Cordyceps militaris CM01, 552 nucleotides long. RefSeq lists its product as uncharacterized. The transcript has 5 exons. The coding region runs from base 1 to 552 and encodes 183 amino acids. The record is from RefSeq and is a predicted model, not a curated record. Lineage: Eukaryota; Fungi; Ascomycota; Sordariomycetes; Hypocreales; Cordycipitaceae.